Lactuca saligna is the source of this 519-nucleotide messenger RNA. The record is from the annotation of a GenBank genome assembly. Lineage: Eukaryota; Viridiplantae; Streptophyta; Magnoliopsida; Asterales; Asteraceae.
AUGAAUCUAGCUCAUUUUGAAUACUUAGGGUUGUUAUAUGGAGCUUUUGGACUUGAAAAGUUGCUCAAGCUACGAUCGACAAUCGGAGCUCAAAGCUUUCGACCAAAAAAAACAGGCGUCAAAGGCCUCGUCGAUGCCGGAAUUCGGAAAAUCCCUCCCAUCCUCUUCCACCCACGGGACACCACUCCCAAAAUAUCCACCGCUGUUGUCAAGAUUCCAGUCAUAUACCUUCAAUCGACCCAUAGAGCAUCGAUGGUGGAGAUGAUUCGUGAAGCCGCCGCGAACCUAGGUAUUUUUCAGGUGUUGAAUCAUGGGAUUCCUGUGAGUGUUAUGGAUGAGGCGGUUCCAGCAGUUCGUAGAUUUCAUGAACAAGAUGAAGAGGUAAAGAAAUGGUUUUACACGAGGGAUCUUUCGAGUACACUAGUGUAUAACAGCAAUUACGAUCUGUAUAGUUCCCCUACCUUGAACUGGAGAGACACCUUCUUUUUCAUUUAUGGCUCCGUCACCUACGCCGCCUGA